Molecule: messenger RNA, 1413 nt
Organism: Trichoderma gamsii
Lineage: Eukaryota; Fungi; Ascomycota; Sordariomycetes; Hypocreales; Hypocreaceae
Product: citrate synthase
Exons: 5
Coding region: 1-1413 (470 amino acids)
Biological process (GO): carbohydrate metabolic process; citrate metabolic process; tricarboxylic acid cycle
Cellular component (GO): mitochondrial matrix
Source: RefSeq, a predicted model, not a curated record
AUGGCCUCUGUCACUCGUCUCAGCAACUCUGCCCUGAGGGCCUCAUUGCGCGCCCCCGCCUUCAAUGGCGUCGCUUUCAACGCUUCUCGCUGCUACUCCGCGAAGGCCCAGUCUCUGAAGGACCGCUUCGCCGAGCUUCUCCCCGAGAAGAUUGAGCAGAUCAAGGCUCUGCGAAAGGAGCACGGUUCCAAGGUUGUCGACAAGGUCACCCUCGACCAGGUCUAUGGCGGUGCCCGUGGCAUCAAGUCCCUCGUCUGGGAGGGUUCCGUCCUCGACGCCGAGGAGGGUAUCCGAUUCCGUGGAAAGACCAUCCCCGAGUGCCAGGAGAUCCUCCCCAAGGCUCCCGGUGGCAAGGAGCCUCUUCCCGAAGGUCUCUUCUGGCUUCUCCUGACCGGUGAGGUCCCUACCGAGCAGCAGGUCCGCGAUCUGUCCGCCGAGUGGGCUGCCCGCUCCGACAUCCCCAAGUUCGUCGAGGAGCUCAUCGACCACUGCCCUACCGACCUCCACCCUAUGGCCCAGUUCUCUCUGGCCGUCACUGCCCUCGAGCACACCUCCUCUUUCGCCAAGGCCUACGCCCGAGGCAUCAACAAGAAAGAGUACUGGCACUACACCUAUGAGGACUCCAUGGACCUCAUUGCCAAGCUGCCCAACAUUGCUUCCCGCAUCUACCAGAACGUCUUCAAGGGCGGAAAGGUUGCCGCCAUCCAGAAGGACAAGGACUACUCCUUCAACUUUGCCAACCAGCUCGGAUUCGGCCAGAACGAGGACUUUGUUGAGCUCCUGCGUCUGUACCUGACCAUCCACACCGACCACGAGGGUGGUAACGUCAGCGCCCACACCACCCACUUGGUCGGCAGCGCCCUCAGCUCUCCCUUCCUGUCUCUGGCUGCCGGUCUUAACGGUCUUGCUGGCCCCCUGCACGGUCUCGCCAACCAGGAGGUUCUCAACUGGUUGACUGAGAUGAAGAAGGCCAUUGGUGACGACCUUAGCGACAAGGCCAUCACCGACUACCUCUGGUCUACCCUCAACGCCGGCCGUGUCGUCCCUGGUUACGGCCACGCCGUCCUCCGCAAGACUGACCCCCGCUACACUGCCCAGCGCACUUUCGCUCAAGCCAAGAUGCCCAACGACCCCAUGUUCCAGCUGGUCAGCCAGGUUUACAAGAUUGCCCCUGGUGUCCUGACUGAGCACGGCAAGACCAAGAACCCCUACCCCAACGUCGAUGCCCACUCCGGUGUUCUUCUGCAGUACUACGGCCUGACUGAGGCUAACUACUACACCGUCCUCUUCGGUGUCUCCCGUGCCAUUGGUGUCCUUCCCCAGCUGAUCAUUGACCGAGCUGUUGGUGCUCCCAUUGAGCGCCCCAAGUCCUUCUCCACUGACAAGUGGGCUGAGCUUGUCAAGAAGUUGUAA